Molecule: messenger RNA, 942 nt
Organism: Rotaria sordida
Lineage: Eukaryota; Metazoa; Rotifera; Eurotatoria; Philodinida; Philodinidae
Source: the annotation of a GenBank genome assembly
AUGUUGACUUCGAACUAUAUACAGAGUGGUGUCGUUUGGAAUGAUACCGAUGGUCGAUCAAUUCAGGCCCAUGCUAGUGGUAUUCUUAUCGAUCCACAUGAUAAUUCCUAUUGGUGGUAUGGUGAAUCUUUGAAAACAGCAAAUCUAUCCGAUCAUGGAGUUAAUUGCUAUCAUUCAACGGAUUUGCUAACGUGGACAAAUAUGGAUCAAGUACUUCGGCAACAACAAGUAUCGAUCGAAGGUCAUCCUGGACCUUAUGUUAUUGAACGACCAAAAGUUCUUUGGAAUCCGCUCACUGAACGUUUUGUCAUGUGGUUUCAUCUAGAUAGUAAUGACUACACGUAUCGUUAUGUUGGUAUUGCCGUUUCAUCGGUUCCCAACGGUGUAUUUACAUUUCUUCAUUCAUUCCGACCCGAUGGUAUUCCAUCGUUGGAUAUGAAUCUCUACGAAGACAAACGCAAUGGUUCAGUCAAUGGUGCAUAUUUUGUUCGUUCAUGUAACAAUCAAUAUGUUGGUAUUAGUCGACUUACCGAUGAUUAUCUCAAUACAACGGGUUUAACUAGUACCAUUAAUGAACCCCGAGAAGGACAUGCGAUUUUUCAUCGUAAUAGUAACUAUUACAUGAUGACUAGUCAUUUGACGGGUUGGGCGCCUAAUGCAGCUGAGUUAUUCAUCAGCAAUGCAGAUAGUUUACAAAAUGCCAAUUGGAUUUCUUUGGGCAAUCCAACACAUUCCGAUACAACAUUCAAUAGUCAGUCGACUUUUGUUCUUUCGUUUCCGUCAACAAAACAACCAGGAACAGUAUUUUAUAUUUACAUGGGUGAUCGUUGGGAUUAUCCUAACUUAUUGAACGCUAGUUAUAUAUGGCUACCAUAUACAUUUCAUUCGGAUACGAAUGUUUCACUCGAAUGGCAAGAUCAAUGGAAGUUAUCGGAUUAUUAA